Messenger RNA from Limulus polyphemus (Atlantic horseshoe crab), 6830 nucleotides. Its product is annotated as serine/arginine repetitive matrix protein 1-like. Gene Ontology annotation, biological process: negative regulation of centriole replication. The transcript is spliced from 15 exons. The record is from RefSeq and is a predicted model, not a curated record. The coding region runs from base 115 to 2481 and encodes 788 amino acids. Lineage: Eukaryota; Metazoa; Arthropoda; Merostomata; Xiphosura; Limulidae. Gene Ontology annotation, molecular function: microtubule binding.
CUUAGUGUAUUUAUAAAUGUAGGUAGUGUUUAUGUUGACGGUUGAACGACUUGUCUGAAAGUACUUGACAGAAGUGCAUUGUGAAACUCAGAGUAAAGAAGUGAAAGCGGGCACAUGCUUAAUUCUGUUUGGAAUUUGUGCCGCGCUUGCCCCAUAACUACAGACGAAAAGUUACCUACAGAGUACAAGAAUAAGUUUUCGUUUCUCCAAGACCAUCAACUCGCAUCCUAUGAGGUUCUUAGGAAACCUCCAGAAAGUGAUUCAACAAUGGAACCAGCUUUGCCUCGACGAAAGAAAUACCCUGAAGUAGCUUACAAGACCCAUGAAGUCUUGCCAUUUGAUUACAGCAAUGUUGAUGAGGCUCUUGAUGUGCUGAAUAGCAUAGGUGAAAAUGGAGGUGCCCUUUCUGAACAGGAUAUCUUGAGAGCUAGGUCAACAGAACGAAAGCACAAAACUUCAUCUAGGAGUCGAUCUGCUGGGCCAACCUAUGGACGAUUUAACCCACAUCCUCUGAUGAUUCAAAGUUAUCCCCCACCUCGUCCCCGGAUGAAUCCCAUCAUCAGGGAAGAGGAAAAAGGUGUCUUUACUGAGUAUCGGUCACAAUUUACUUGGCCUCGUGGACAAGCAGUUUCAAUGGUUCCAGUAGCCCGAAGGUUUGUCUCUACUGGCUUGACCCCUGCCCAGCCAUCAAAGAGAACAACACGAGAUAAGUCUGUAUCUAGAACCAGUUUGAAAUAUCAAGUCCCAUCAGUCAGGACAGAAUCAGAACAGCGAGACACAACUGUGAUCAGGAGAGGUUCCAAGAAAACAGAAUACAAAGCAAAGUAUCGACCAUUCUCAGCUUACCAGUACAUAGAUGGAAGUUGGAGAAAGUCUCCCAAACAAAAGGAAGGUGACAUUCGACAUUCUUCUGGUGAAACUGCUUGGUAUAAUGAAGUUACAGAGAGAUUGAAGAAAGCUGAUGAGUAUCGUCAGCGUUCAAAUGGUACCCCUUUAUAUGGAGACAAAACUUCUGCUGUAGACAGUCGGCGUGGGGACUUCUGGAGCCAAGAAAAACAAGAAGGAUUAACUCCAUUUCUAGCGUAUGGAGGUAGUCUUAGAGAGACACAUGUUGAAGGAAAGUGCUCAUUACGACCAGCUACAGCCCCACCUGUCCACCGUAAAGAAAAAAAGCCUUUAAAAGUAGACACAGUAUAUGCUCGUCGUCCAGCGAGUGCUGACUAUGGAAAAAUCACAAUUCCUACACCCCCUCAGGAGAGAAGAAAAUCUACACCCCCUCAAGAGAGAAGAAAACCUGUAGACACAAAGCAUGAAGCCAAACCAGUCAUAGGUGCUAUUUUACCUUCUGCUGGCCUGACAAUGCGACGACAGAAACGGCCCCCAUCUCAGGCAAAGUCAACUAAAGUUAGACCCGUGUCGAUGGAUUCAUCCACAGUUAGCUUGUCAGAGAAGGAGAAAAGGUCUCCUUACAGACAGCCUAAACCUAAAGUAUCCCAGCGCCCAUUGAGUCAAGAACAUGGAAAACCUGGUAGUCCUAGGGAACCCAAAAAAAAGUCCAUACGACCAGUGUCAGCAUCUUUUAGUCCCCGUUCUAGACUCAAACCUGUGUCAAAAACAGUAGAUGUUACUCCACCCUCUGAUACUCAACCUCGAACUUCAACAAGAACGUCUAAGUUGGGAAUGACUAAUGGUGAUGAAGGACAUAUAUGGUUGAAGUCAUCAGCUAAUGAUACUUCUAAGAAAGAAAAGGAAAAAUUAAAUGAGGUCAUAGCUAAGAAAGAUAUAGAGAAACAGGAUGGGGAAAAGAAACUAGAAUCAACUGAAUCUGCAAAUGGGGAACUAUUUGAUGGAAUUGAUGAGACAAUGGUUCCUUCACCACCUGUGCAAAAAAAUGAAUCUCAGAGAAGAAGAGAAGAUAAACUAAGAGGAUCUUUUACUCCAAAAAUGCCCUCUGCUGUUAAAGAUGUGGUUUUGCCAUCACUUAAUGGGAAGAGAGAGACUAUACAACCAAUAAGCGUAAUAGCUGUGAAUGGGGUGGCUAAUGGAAAAGAGACAUCAGACAGAGAAAAAGCCACAAGUCCGCCAAUUCUUGUAACUUCUCUUAGCUCAAUCCUUGAACCACCAAGUAGAACUAAGGCUGCAUUAGGGGGGAAACAGUCUGAGAUGAUGGUGACUCAGAAGUACCCUACAGGUCGAGCUGAAGCCAUGUUUGCAGAGAAACCUCCAGCUGUGUGUCCUGAGAUGAUGACUUUUCGACCAAGAGGUGUUAAAGGUCACAAAAAAACUCCUUCCAUGUCUGAGAUGAUUCCUCAUCACAAGAGUGUUUCAAGAACUGAAGAAGUAAUGCCCAGAAUGUCUCGGGGACCAGAUGAUAUUCCACCUGUGCAUAGUAUAUCUCCUUCUACUCGAAGAUCUUUAGCAUCCGAUGUUCUAGAUCGAGCCCGGAGCAGACUAGAUCAAUUCUGGAAAGGAAACAAAUGACGAAGAACCACUUUUCAUUCAGUUUAAUGAAACUAGUACUUUGUCUUUGAUAUAUGUUUCAUAUAUUGGGGUAGUGUUGUGGAGUGGCUUGAUUUUGUUUAUAGUUACAAUUUAACUGAAUAGUGGUUCGCUUUUGCUCAGGAUUAUUCAGAAAGUGAUGGUGAUUUUAUAUCUGUGUUAAUUUUGUCACAUUUUUAUACAAAUUGUCAUAACUGAAAGUGACAUCAGUCAUUCUUUUACUUAAUUUACAAAUGGUAAAUUAUUAAGUGUUUUGAACUUGUGGUUUUGUUGUGUUACAGAAAUGGGGAGGGGACAGUACCAGUUAUAACUAUUAUAUUUCAGUGGCUAAAUAUAUGCCAGACUUGAUGCAUUUCUGUUCAUGUUAUUAGAUGAUUUUUAAAAAAUCUUUUGAUGGCAAAUUUUCUUUUAGUAUUGUUAUUGUCUCACAGAAACUAGUCCAAAAACGUUUCACUUAAUGAUGUAACCCAGAGAAACCUCACAUAAAAAUAUUAAAGCCAGUAGAUAAAUUAUUUUAAAGCUGUUAUGACUUAGGAUUUUCUUCUCCAAAAUGAUGGCUGGUAUCUACAGAGGCAUUAAGUAAAAACUCCUUUUUUAUCAAGAGAAUGGAUUAGAAGAAAUUCCUGUAAAAGAUAUGUUGUAACCCAUAAAAGUAUUGAGUGAAAGCAAGAUGUGGUUGCAGUAUAAUAUGUGACAGCUAAUAGGACAGAUAGAUUUGGUCUUUCUGUAGACACCUUUGUGCGCAAUUGAGGACAUUUUCAUAUUUCCAUUUGUGAAGUACAUUCCAUUAACUAUGUUUUAUUAAGCACCUCAUUUGUAAAAUUAUUGUCAUUUGCCCCAUAGAGUUUGUUUUAUUACAGCCUGUACAAAAUGUCAGACAUUUAUGGCUUUUAACCUAAGCUAUUUAUUUUUUAAAGAUCUUAGGAUGUUUAGUAAGUUGUUUGAUGUUUGUUUGUUUAGUAAAUUUACAAUCUGUUUAAUAAAUGUGACCUUAAUAGGUGCCUUCAGUUUGAAUUGUUUAAGAAUUAUCAGAUAGUUUUGUGGGUUUUAAGUUUAAAACUAUUCUCAGGUCCUUAAAUCAAUUGUUUUAAUAUUAAAACUUUUGGAGUGGGUCUUCUGAUUGAAUAAUGGUAAAGCUCUGGUACUAAAAAAAAGUUUUGAGUUAAUUUUUUUCAAAACUGUCAAAAAAAGUGGUGAUAAAUGUGAUGUUACAUCACAACAAGAGAUAUUAAGUUUAAUCAUUUAUUUCUUUAUUGGACUAGCAGUAAGAGGAUAUAAUAGUAUUUCAACCACACACUUGCUGUUGUAUGAGAUUUGAAGAUUGCUUAUAAUCUCCACCCAUAAUGAAGAUAGUUGUUUUACACUGUUAUCACUAAUCUAAUCUUUUUCUUUUUUGUUAUCAGACUAUCCACUUUUUAUAAGAACAAGUGCUCAUUGCUCAUGUAUGUGUGUUUUUAUUGGUUAAUUCCAUAGUUCCCUUUCUUUUUAAGAGCAAUUGCUCAUUGGUAAUGUAUAUGUUUUUAUUGGAUAAUUUCUUAGUUGCCUUUCUGUUUUCAAGUGCAACUGUUAAUUGAUAAUGUAUGUGUUUAUAUUGGUUAAUUCCCUAGUUGCAGUUCUUUUUAUAAGAACUUGAAAUAUAUGCCAUAUACUUUGUAACCUAGUCAUUAAUAUGUAGUUUACAACAUGUGAUAGUAUAUGUUUCUUUCAAGGAAAUAUAGUAGUAUUUAAGAUAGAUUUAUGGAACAGGCUGUAUUUACCUGUGCCAUUAUUUACCAAGUAAUAUGUAAGGCUUGACUGAAGUAUAAUAUCAAUACUGACCAUACUUACCAAACUGAAAGUUAGUAUGGUCUGGAUGGUAUGCAUAACUAUAUUCUAAACCAUAUUUACCAAACUGAGCUUGUGUUACAAGACUAGUCUGGAGUUUAAUACAGUGUGUACAGAGUUGAUUUCUGAUCAUAUUUACCAAACUGAGCUUGUGUUACAAGACUAGUCUGGAGUUUAAUACAGUGUGUACACAGUUGAUUUCUGACCAUAUUUAUGAAACUGAGCUUGUAUUGCAAGGCUGGAGUUUAAUACAGUAUGUACAGAGUUGAUUUCUGACCAUAUUUACCAAACUGAGCUUGUGUUACAAGACUAGUCUGGAGUUUAAUACAUUAUGUACAUAGUUGAUUUCUGACUGUAUUUACCAAACUGAGCUUGUGUUACAAGACUAGUCUAGAGUUUAAUACAGUAUAUACAGAGUUGAUUUCUGACCGUAUUUACCAAACUGAGCUUGUGUUACAAGACUAGUCUAGAGUUUAAUACAGUAUCUACAGAGUUGAUUUCUGACCAUAUUUAUCUAACUGAACUUAUGUUACAAGACUAGUCUGGAGUUUAAUACAGUAUGUACAGAGUUGAUUUCUGACUAUAUUUAUCUAACUGAACUUAUGUUACAAGACUAGUCUAGAGUUUAAUACAGUAUGUACAGAGUUGAUUUCUGACCAUACUAACUGAGUUUGUGUUAUAAGACUGGUGUAGGUUUGAAUAUGGUAUGUAUAGUGUUAACUUAUGAUCAUAUUUACCAAGCUGAGUCGUUUAUAAAUAUGUGAGGAAGUUUAGACUUAUUUGAUAUCUCUCUUUUUUUUAAUCUGCAUUUUUUUUGGUUUUGUGAUAAUUUUGUAGCAGUAAUCUUGCCUUGCAUUCAAAGAAAACGAGGUUUUACAUCUGCGGCUUUAUUGUUUUCCUAUAAACAAGUCAUCUCGGAUCUCAAAGUCAAUCUAAUGAUUUGUUUUUUUCACAAUGAGGACAAGAGUAUUGAUAAUUUCAGGGGAAUAUGUGAGCAGGUAACUAUUAUCAUGGACAUUAAUAUUUGCGUUUAAUCUCAGCUGUGAUUUUUGAAGUAAUAUUUUAACUGUAAAUACAGAUAUUUUUAAAGUUUGUUAAGUUGUUAUUGACACUAUUAGCUUGAUAACCCAAAAGCAGAACAUUAAUGAGGAAAUCUUGCUACAAUUGAGGUGUUAAUUGAACUUUUUUGUUUUGAAAAUAUUGUAUUAUUUGCUCAUGUUCAGUAAAACAAUUACUGAUGGGAUUGGAAAAUUGUUUAGAUACUGUAAGUUAAAAUAUAAACUGAAUUUUAAUAAAAAUCAUUCAUCAAAAAUCUUCAAAUAAUAAUAUGAAUCUCAAAAUUUUGUGAUUAUUUUAUAGUUUCGGUACCCAAGACUGUGAUUUAAAUGCUCUUUUUGAGAUAAUCUUAUACUUGGAUUACAUUUAUUUUUUCUAUAGAAGAUUGUUGUUAGCAUUACUUUGUUAUUUGAUACUUAGAUAACAGCUAUUUACAUAUGUAAGAACCUUAAUAACAAGAUUUUAUUUGAAUGUUAAGUAAGGUACUUUUUUGUUGUACACUAAGGAUUUAAAUUCCCUGGGACAUUUUCACAUAUGCCAACCAUUCCUGUUUUGGUGGGAUUAUUCUGAUUUUUAACUCCAGAUUACACCAUUAAUAUCGUACUUCUUUAAAUUCCAUUUUUGUUUUGGAGGAAGGUUUAUCACAAUCUGCUAAAUUUGUUAUGGAGGGUGAAAUGGUAAUACUUUAGAGUUUGUAGCCAUACUCAAAUCAGACCAAAAUGAUUUCAUAAAACUGAAUAAAAUAUUGUGCCAAUGACAAGUCAUAUUGAUUGCUAGCCUAUUCACAUGUUGGGACAGGCAUAUUAGUUUCAUUUGAAAGGUGUCAAAACAAAAGCCAUCUGGCCAAGAAUGUGUAUCUGAGAAAGCAAGGGGGAAAUAGUUCCAUAUCAGGAUGCCACCCUUACAAGAAAGAAAUAUGAAAUGUUGAAAAUAAUAUGUAAACUUGCACAUUAAAACUAAGGUUUUAACACUGGAUGAAAACAUUUUCCAUUUGUGCUGAUUAUGAACAAAGAAAGAAAAGGGAACAGAAAAACAAGAUAGUUAUGGAUAUCUCAUCUGUAGAAACAAUGAGACAAGUAGGACAAAUUUGUGUACGUUACGUAAACCAUACAUAAAGCUACAGUAUGAACACCAGUAGGAUUAAGCCUGUGAUAGAGACUCGGUAAUGAUAUUUUUCAGCUGUUACAGAUAUCCUGAAUCUAGACUUACUGAAUGGUUAUUCAUAACAUGCAUUGUUUUUAUGCUGUGUGUCUAGGUUUUAUUGUGGAUGUACACUUUUCUGCUAGAUUUUACUGAACGUAUUAUUCUUUAUAUCUAGGUGUUACUGAACGUUUUACACUAAAUGGGUGUUACUGAAGGUUUUAUACUUUUGUUUCUUCAUUUUAAUAAAGAUUUUUACAUUUUGUUUUAUGUUUUACUAAAGGUUUACAUACUUUGUUUUUAGUGAAGGU